AUGUUUGCCAGGCGCGGAUCUCUACCUACGGUAUACAAUACUGUUUUCGAGGAUGACGAAGAAGGAUCGAGCCAGGAUUCGCCGGUGGGAUCAUGUCACGAACCCGGAAAAACAUUACCAGGUACGAUAAGUGAUUCAUAUCGAAAAUACAUUAAUUCGUCAAGCAAUUGCGAUAAACAAAGUGCGAUUCGCAAAGAAGCGUCUCAUCGAAGCUGCAGUCCUUCUGGCGUCAGUAGACCUCAGCAUGUGUCAGUGUCAAGUGUGAAGAAUAGUGAAUAUCAGAGUGAAAAUAUGUAUAAUCAGAAACCGCAAGUGCGGCUGAGGAAACGGUCGCGAAGCCACGAAGAUGUGGUGAUCAGUGUCCAACCGACUCCGAAAGUGAUUCCGAAUAAUUGUGGUGUAAAAUCUGUUGUUAAUGAGAACUUUGUUACGCAUAAGUUUAGUCCAACGCAAUCGAAUUUAGCUAGUUCUACUUCUAAUCUGGUGAAGCCCUUGGAUAAUCCGGAAGUUCCGAUGACGAAUAGCAGAUUGGUUAACAGACGAGCCACAUGGUGCAUCAAUGCGGCUGAAACAAAUACAGUGGCCAUAGAUGACAAAAUUGAGCAAGCUAUGGAUCUCGUUAAAAGCCAUCUGAUAUUCGCAGUUCGUGAGGAAGUGAAAUUAAUGAAAGAGAAAAUUUCGCAGCUCGUAAAACGGAUUAAACAUUUAGAGAUGGAAAACGAAAUACUCCGAAUAUACGCCACUCCUGAUACGUUGUCGCUGCUGCCGGACACCAGGAUCUCCGGCAUGGGAAUUACAAACAACUACAGCUCCGGUAUUUCCGGUUGGGGAGUUUCGAAUGCGUCCAGAGGAAAGUCUAUGGAAAGUGCUUGGAAUGGAAGGUGAAACACUAAAGAAAAGUCUAAACGUGCAAAACUUAUGAGGGCUGAAGUUUUCAGAAGAUUGAUUCUAAUGACGUAUCUUCUGAAAGAAUAUAUUAUUGCUUGAUACCAAAGU
Molecule: messenger RNA, 996 nt
Organism: Ctenocephalides felis (cat flea)
Lineage: Eukaryota; Metazoa; Arthropoda; Insecta; Siphonaptera; Pulicidae
Product: TSC22 domain family protein 2-like
Exons: 5
Coding region: 1-885 (294 amino acids)
Biological process (GO): regulation of transcription by RNA polymerase II
Source: RefSeq, a predicted model, not a curated record